Messenger RNA from Carcharodon carcharias (great white shark), 1310 nucleotides. RefSeq names its product guanine nucleotide-binding protein G(I)/G(S)/G(T) subunit beta-2. NCBI's taxonomy places the organism in Eukaryota, Metazoa, Chordata, Chondrichthyes, Lamniformes, Lamnidae. Gene Ontology annotation, cellular component: heterotrimeric G-protein complex; cytoplasm. Bases 227 to 1249 code for a protein of 340 amino acids. The record is from RefSeq and is a predicted model, not a curated record. The transcript has 10 exons. Gene Ontology annotation, biological process: G protein-coupled receptor signaling pathway. Gene Ontology annotation, molecular function: signaling receptor complex adaptor activity; protein binding.
AUUGUCCCAGCUUAGUGUACAGUAGGUGGGAGAUGACGCUGGGCGAUCAGGCUGCUUCGUGAAAAGCUCCUGCUGUUCUAAAGAACGGGAGAGUAGAAAUGUUAUUUUUGGACUGCCAUUCCUGACUGAACGCAAGAUGGUCUGAAUAUAUCGGGAGCUGCUUGAGCAGAAUUUCUGAUUGGCCGAGUCAAGGUGGGCUUAGAGGCGUUUGCUUUGACCGGAGACGAUGAGUGAGCUCGAACAGUUGCGCCAAGAGGCAGAACAGCUACGAAGUCAGAUACGGGAUGCAAGGAAAGCAUGUGGCGAUUCUACGCUGACCCAGAUUACAGCCGCCCUCGAUCCAGUCGGAAGGAUCCAGAUGCGUACGAGACGCACACUAAGGGGUCACUUGGCUAAGAUCUACGCCAUGCAUUGGGGAACCGACUCUAGACUGUUAGUCAGUGCAUCUCAAGAUGGAAAAUUAAUCAUCUGGGACAGCUACACCACAAAUAAGGUUCACGCCAUUCCACUCCGGUCGUCUUGGGUCAUGACCUGCGCUUACGCGCCAUCUGGUAACUACGUGGCCUGCGGUGGCCUGGACAACAUCUGCUCCAUCUACAGCCUGAAAACUCGCGAGGGAAACGUGCGAGUGAGCAGGGAGCUUCCCGGACACACAGGUUACCUAUCCUGCUGCCGCUUUCUAGAUGAUAACCAGAUAGUUACAAGCUCUGGCGAUACAACCUGUGCCCUGUGGGAUAUUGAAACCGGGCAGCAGACGACCACGUUCACGGGCCACAGCGGAGAUGUCAUGAGCCUCUCCCUCUCCCCGGACUUCAAGACCUUCGUGUCGGGAGCCUGCGAUGCGUCAGUCAAGCUCUGGGACGUGCGCGACAGCAUGUGCCGGCAGACCUUCACCGGUCACGAGUCGGACAUCAACGCCGUCUGCUUCUUCCCCAAUGGGAAUGCCUUUGCCACCGGCUCCGACGAUGCCACUUGCCGGCUCUUCGACCUGCGGGCAGACCAGGAGCUGAUGAUGUACUCCCACGACAACAUCAUCUGCGGCAUUACGUCGGUGGCGUUCUCCAAGAGCGGCCGCCUCUUGCUGGCUGGCUACGACGACUUCAACUGCAACAUCUGGGACUCCAUGAAGGGCGACCGCGCCGGAGUCUUGGCUGGUCACGACAACAGGGUUAGCUGCCUGGGAGUGACAGACGAUGGAAUGGCUGUGGCAACAGGAUCUUGGGACAGUUUCCUCAAAAUCUGGAACUAACCGUGACCUGAAGUGGGUGCGACGCGAAUAGAGGAAUUAAAAUAAAAAACCUUGAUUGUUA